This is a messenger RNA of Striga hermonthica, 2598 nucleotides long. The record is from the annotation of a GenBank genome assembly. Lineage: Eukaryota; Viridiplantae; Streptophyta; Magnoliopsida; Lamiales; Orobanchaceae.
AUGGCGGUUUCUAUCUCUUCAUCUAUGGGUUCAGGGGUUUUAGUUCCGGCACCUUUUUGCCGGAAGGCCAAGGGCUUGAGACUUUCUUCGAUCCUGUUCAGUUCUUCUGUGGAUGUUCUUCGUCGGAAUCGUUUUGCUUCAAAAAGUCGUGGAUCGUCUUUGCAACCAUGGGUUUCCAGGAGGAGGUGGGCUAAAGUUCAUGCAACAAUAUUGCAAGAGGAUGAAGAGAAAGUGGUUGUAGAGAAGUCAUUUGAUCCUAAAAGUUUCCCGGAAAAGGAAAAUGAAGGAACCUCGGGUGAGUCGUAUGAUGGGUCGCCAACUUCCCGUGGUUUGGAGAAAUGGAUUAUAAAAUUUGAGCAAUCUGUAAACAUUUUUCUCACGGAGUCGGUGAUAAAGAUCCUCGACAGCUUGUACCAUGAUCGUCAUUAUGCAAGGUUUUAUGUUCUGGAAACUAUUGCAAGGGUUCCUUAUUUUGCCUUUAUGUCUGUACUUCACAUGUACGAAAGUUUUGGGUGGUGGAGAAGGGCGGACUAUCUGAAAGUCCAUUUCGCUGAGAGUUGGAAUGAGAUGCAUCAUUUGCUUAUCAUGGAAGAAUUAGGGGGAAAUUCCUGGUGGGUUGAUCGGUUUCUUGCCCAACACAUUGCGAUAUUUUACUAUUUCAUGACUGCUUUCAUGUAUGCUUUGAGCCCAAGAAUGGCAUAUCACUUCUCUGAAUGUGUGGAAAGUCAUGCAUUUGAGACCUAUGACAAGUUUAUCAAGACUCAAAAAGAUGAGCUAAAGAAAGUGCCGGCACCUGUAGUUGCAGUGAAAUAUUACACAGAAGGUGACCUGUACUUGUUUGAUGAAUUUCAGACUUCAAGACCUCCCAAUUCUCGAAGGCCGAAAAUUGAUGAUAAUGGGAAAUAUGACGAUGAUGAAGGGUGUGUCGUGCAUCAGACUGAUUGCCAAGGCAUUGUUGAUUGUAUACAGAAAUCGUUGUUGAUGAAGUCUUCCAAUCGUGAAAUAGCCAAAAAUGCCUCUCCAACUGAACAACUUCGUCGUGCACUAGAACAGGGAUGUCAAACAUCAGUGAAGGAUCUCAGCAGCCUGUUGUCUCUUAUCUCGGAGAAGAAAGACAAAAUGGAGCAACAAGAAGCCGAGACAAAUCUCCAAAUACUGUUUGAAUUUAUGCUCUCUCUGAGAAUGAAAAAAGUUGUUGAGCUGAAUGAGAUACAGGACGAUCUUCACGGUAUAAAAGAGGAUAUUGAAGCUGUCGAGAGGCGUCGAUUAGAAUUGUGCCGAAUGACGGACAGAUACUCUUCCAAGAAGGAGUAUGGUGGGUCGGCUUGUUUGAGUACAGUUUACACGCAAAAUAUAAAAGCCGAUCCAAAAUCUUCUUCUUCAACUCAUUUAACACUCAAGAAUGAUGCUUUUAGUGGCUCUGACACUCAAAAUCAUACUCAGUCUGGAAUUGUGGUGGCGAAAAAGAGACGAGUUCAUGCUCAGUUUAAUGAUCUGCAAGAGUAUUACUUGCAAAGAAGGCGAUAUUGGGCUAGUCAAAUGACUGAACUCGAUUUACACGGCCUUAACAGAGAAGGUCUAUCUGGAGGGCUUGAGGAGUUUAACUCUGUGCUGUCAACUUUCACAAGAUAUGGUCGGUUACGGGUUGUUGCUGAAAUAAGACAUGAAGAUUUGUUUCACUCAGCUAAUAAUAUCAUAUCAAGCAUUGAGUUCGACCGAGAUGAUGAAUUAUUUGCUACAGCUGGUGUAUCACGUCGCAUCAAGAUUUUCGAUUUUGCAGCGGUACUUAAUGGAUCAGCCGACGAGCAGUUCCCUAUUGCAGAAAUGUCGACACGAUCCAAACUAAGCUGUGUAAGCUGGAAUAGAUACACUAAAAAUCAAAUGGCUAGCAGUGACUAUGAAGGCAUAAUAACUGUUUGGGAUGUGAACACUCGGCAGAGUGUGAUGGAGUAUGAGGAGCAUGAAAAACGAGCGUGGAGUGUCGAUUAUUCCAGUACGGAACCUUCGAUGCUUGUAUCAGGAAGUGAUGAUUGCAAGGUAAAGGUGUGGUGUACCAAACAAGAGACGAGCGCUCUCAAUAUCGACAUGAAAGCCAAUAUAUGUUCCGUCAAAUAUAACCCCUGGUCUAAUCAUAUCGCGGUUGGUUCCGCAAAUCAUCAUAUUCAUUACUUUGACUUGAGGAAAACCAAUCAGCCAGUGAUCAGCUUCAGCGCCCAUAAGAAGGCCGUGUCUUACGUGAAAUUCAUGUCAAACACUGAACUUGCUUCUGCUUCUACAGACAACACUUUGCGCCUAUGGGAUGUUAAUGAUAGUGUUCCUGUGCGUACGUACAAGGGCCACACAAACGAGAAGAAUUUCGUGGGCCUAGCGGUAAACGAAGAAUACAUUGCAUGUGGGAGUGAAACAAAUGAAGUGUAUGUGUACCACAAGGCAAUUGCAAGGCCAGCCGUUUGUCACAAAUUUGAUUCCGAAAUGGAAGAAGCUGAUGAUGACCCGAGCUCGUAUUUCAUCAGUGCCGUGUGUUGGAAAAGUCACAGCCCGACUGUGCUGACAGCCAACAGUCGAGGGACGAUAAAAGUUCUUGUCCUGGCUGCUUAA